CGCCUCCCCUCCGCCUUCCACCCGUUGCGCCCUUCCUCCCCCCCCCCCUCCCCCCUCUCUCGCUUCCUCCGACACGCGCAAGGCGUAACACAACCAUGUCUGCUCCGCCCCCCACCGACUUCCCGAAUGCGGAUCUGGACGAAACCACUGUCGCGGCCCUGGCCGACCUGGACUCCCUGCUGGAGGGCAUGAACCUCAAUGCCUUCACCAGCGCUAGUGCCAGCACCGACGCUUCACCGGCUCUCGGCGACUUUGACGACAUGACCAGCCAGCUGGACAACCUGACCGCCGAUCUGGACUUCUUUUCGAACACUUCCACCGUGUCCGGCACCGUGUCCACCAGUGGCACCGGCGCCGACGCUGGGUUUGGUCUGAGCUGGAACAGCGGCCCCGAGGAGGUCGAUGUGAUGGCCUUCAUCCCGGAGGACGACAUCCCCCAGGUGGAGCUGGAAACCGCACAGGAGGUGGCCGAGGACAUCAUGGGUGUCCUGAAGGUUGAGCUGCCCAACAAGUCGCACUUCAAGUUCGUGUUCACGAGCAAAACCACCACCGUUCAAAUGGUCGAUCAGGUGUGCCGCAAGGCUGGCAUUGCGCAGUCGCGCUUCUUCGGUCUGCAGCGUCUCCGCUUCCAGCGCACGCUCACUGACGAGGACGUCAACUGCCCGAUGGUCUGGCUGUCGUCCAGUCGGCCGAUCGCCGCCCAGGAACUUGACCUUGAGUCGAUUGUGUACCUGCGCAUGCGUGCCUGGCCCGUGCAUAUGGAUGAGUUCUACGACCAGUCCUCCCUCGAGAUGGCCAUCCAUGAGAUCGACUCGCGUCUGGCCAUGAAGAACCCGAUGUUUAAGCCCCCCCUGCGGGCGUACCUGGAGCUGGCUGGCUGUCGGCUGCAGAUGCGCCAUGGCGACUUCAAGGAGGGUGUCUCCUUCGUCAGCGACAUGUCCAUGGUCCGCUCCCUGGUCCCGGAGUACAUCCUCCCUCAGCUUCUUCCGCAUGCCACCACGGAUGAGGAGAUUGUGGAGCAGCUGGCCGCUGCGCUGCUUGAGCCGCACCGUGCUCUCGCUGGUCUGGAUAAGAUCCAGUCCCAUCGCCAGUUCUUGAAGAUUGCGCUCAGCUACAUCCCCUUCAUCUCGGCGCACUUCUUCUCUGGUCAUAACUAUACCGGCGUGCCCCAGGCCACCAACCGCAACGCCAUGCUCAUGCAUGUGCCUGUCGUCCUGAGUGUCUCGCCCCAUGGCGUGGCGGUGUGGAUGAACAACAAGGGCCGUCUCGUCCUCCAAGCCUUCUACCGCCAGCAGGAUAUCAUCCGCUCGCGCAUCGUCACCAACCUCUACUACCACGAUGGCAUCGAUCCGGGCUACAUCCGCCAGGGGUCGAUGGCUUUGCUGGAGGCGGACCCCUAUGCCGCCGGGCCCUUCCGUCACAUUGUGCGCCUCUACCUGCGUAACCGGUCGGCCAAUGUUGCGUGCAUUGGGAGUGCCUCCUUCGUGGCCGGUGACACCUCCCUCGGGGACCUGAUUGCUGAGUACACCGAUGCCUGGACGCGUGCGCGUGCCCUCGAGGAUCUGGAUCUGGACCUGCAGCCGCUCGACGACUUCGACCCCUUCGGUGCCAGCGGCUCUUCCUCCGGAGCUGACGGCGCCGAGACGAAGAAGCCCUCGAGUGCCAAGACCGAUAUUGUGGUGACGGCCGCCUCGUAUGACGCGGAGUUGAGCACACGCAUGGACCUGCCGGCCAGCGCCACGGCCUCCAGCCUGCAAUCGGAGUUCACUGCGCCGCCAGGGAUGGGCGCCUCCGCCACGCCGACCGGCAUGACCGGUCGCACCUUGCGUGACAUGGUGGCCUCGCUGCUGAACAUCGGCUGUGCCACAGCCGGCUCCACCGGGUCCGAUGACGAUGAGGAGCAUGAUCACAAUGAUGAGGCCGAAAUCGACCCGCGCAUUGUUGACCUCUUCGACUUGGCGGUCUGGUAUGAUGGUGUUGACCAGUGGAUCGACCGCGACCGGCCGCUAUCUGCUCAGCGUGAUGUGAUCCCCUCCUCGGAGUCGCGUAUCCGCUUCAUGCUGAAGGCGCCCUUCUCGCGGUUGCUGGAGCCAUGUGUCGCCCCGAAUGCGGCCCUCGACACCAACAAGGAGGCCGGUCGCUCCCGGGGCUGGUCUGCCUUCAAGUCAUCCAAGAAGGUCCAGACCAUCAACGACCAGGUCACGGUUCUGGCGCGCGACCCGGUUGCCCUGCGCCUGGCUUACAACCAGCUGCAGGACCUGGUCUUCCGCGGGGAGAUUGUGGUUGCCGACGCCGGGGUUGCCACCGAGCUGGCCGCUCUGGAGCUGUAUCUGCGCACUGGGCCUCCCUCGAAGAAGGUGUCUCGCUCGAUUGCCGACAAGAUUGCCGAGUACAUCCCGGAGAACCUCCUUUCGCAGCGCAAGCCUUCCGACUGGGAGAAGCGGGUACACGCGGUGCACGACAAGUUCAAGAAGAUCGAGGGCGCCAACACCCCGGCCGAGUGCGAAGCGUGGAUCCGGUCGAAGUUCCUGCGCUUGGUGGCCGCCCUGCCGGACGCCUCGGGGGACAACCUGCCGCUGCUUGUGUCCUUCCCGCGCAGCCCGCCGUCCUUCAUCGUUCUCACAGCCGACGGCUUCUCGCACUUCUCCAUGGAGAAGAAUGAGCCAACCAAGGUGGCGCACUAUGUCUUCGGCAAGUCGCUGUUCGGCAUCAGUGUCAAUGCCCCCGGCUUGAUGACCCUCACCCUGGACAAGUCCGUGGCGCAGGCCAGCUUCCGCCUGCCCAAGCCCAAGACCAAGGAGGCCGAGGCCGAGCCCAACAUCAACGCCCAGAUUGUCACUGCUUCCCUGGCGCCGGAGAUCGCCGAGGCCAUGAACGAACAUCUGAUCAAGUUCGCGGCUUCUGGUGUGGCGGUGGCUGCCGCGCAGGAUGUCGACCCGACGGCCACUGGCGACGAGUCCGACUAACACGGGGCAUGUGUGUGUGUGUGUGUAUGCAUACCUUCCUUUUUCUUCUUGAUCCACCCCGUCACCCCAGCCCCAUGUGCUACCCAACUGCUCCGGACAACCCACAGCGGCCCCUGCGCGCAGGACUCCCUCCUCCUUGGGCCUUGGCCAGGCCCAGUGGCGGAACAGUAUGCGAGACUGAGGAGGGGGGGCGUGGAGCAAAAAGCCAAAAAAAAAGAAAAAGGUGUCAAA
This is a messenger RNA of Fonticula alba, 3197 nucleotides long. RefSeq lists its product as hypothetical. NCBI's taxonomy places the organism in Eukaryota, Rotosphaerida, Fonticulaceae. The record is from RefSeq and is a predicted model, not a curated record. The transcript has 9 exons. The coding region runs from base 96 to 2966 and encodes 956 amino acids. Gene Ontology annotation, cellular component: cytoskeleton.